UGACGCAAAGCAUUGGACUGCUGUCGGUCUACGACAAGACAGGUCUGCUGGAACUUGCUAAAGGUUUACGAGACGCCGGCGUUCGUUUGCUGGGAUCUGGAGGUACUGCGAAGAAGAUCAGGGAUGCUGGAAUUCCUAUCGAGGAUGUCUCCGAUAUUACCAAAGCUCCUGAAAUGUUGGGCGGAAGAGUGAAAACACUGCAUCCAGCUGUCCACGGAGGAAUUCUUGCCCGCAGCAUCCCUUCAGACGAACAGGACCUCCAAGCUCAAUCCAUCUCGCCCAUCUCCAUCGUGGUCUGCAACCUUUAUCCCUUCGAAGCAACCAUCGCCAAACCCAAUUGCACUCUUGCCGAUGCAGUCGAGGAAAUCGACAUUGGAGGCGUUACUCUCCUCCGUGCAGCCGCAAAAAACCACGCCCGUGUUUGUAUUCUCUCCGACCCAAGCGAUUAUCAGGAGUUCCUUGACGCCUGGACGAAAAGCAAUGGAGAUGUCGGACAAAGUUUGAGGAGCAAAUUGGCAUUGAAAGCUUUCGAGAUGACGUCGAAAUAUGACGAGGCGAUCAGCGGAUAUUUUAGGGAGCAGUACGCAACUGCCGAGCUCCCUGCAGAGCAGCUGGUUGCACCGGUACAAAGGAUCGCGCUGAGGUACGGAGCCAACCCCCACCAGAAGCCUGCACAGGCAUUUGUCACGGAGGGCACUCUUCCGUUCAAAGGUCUUUGUGGUUCUCCCGGAUACAUCAACCUCCUCGACGCGCUCAACUCUUAUGCUCUCGUCAAGGAGCUUCAAGAGGCGUUGGGCCUCCCUGCUGCCGCGUCUUUCAAGCACGUUUCACCUGCAGGUGCCGCUGUAGGGGUCGAAUUGAAUGAAACUGAAAAGAAGGUUUACGGCGUCGACGACUUGAAGGAACCUUUGACUCCUUUGGCCACCGCCUAUGCCCGCGCUCGGGGUGCCGACCGUAUGUCGUCGUUCGGUGACUUCGUUGCCUUGUCUGCCCCAUGCGAUCUUGCCACGGCCAAAAUUAUAUCCAGAGAGGUUUCGGACGGCAUCAUCGCUCCAGGAUAUUCUUCAGAAGCCCUUGAUGUCCUGAGCAAGAAGAAAGGGGGAAAAUAUUGUGUCCUCCAGGUCGACCCCACGUACGCGCCACCCGAGAUCGAGACCAAGCAAGUCUAUGGCGUAUCUCUCCGUCAAAGGAGGAAUGAUGUGAAGAUCGACAGCAAGCUCUUCGAAAACAUCGUCACCCAGAACAAAGAGGUCCCAGAAUCUGCUGUUAUCGACCUGAUCGUCGCGACGCUCGCGUUGAAAUACACGCAGUCCAACAGCGUCGCAUACGCAUACCAUGGAUCCAUCGUCGGCAUCGGAGCCGGCCAACAGUCGCGCAUCCACUGCACCCGCCUUGCCGGUGGAAAAGCCGACCUCUGGUGGCUGCGACACCAUCCGCGGGUGCUCGCCCUGCCCUUCAAGAAGGGGGCAAAGAGAGCUGAGAAGGCCAACGCCAUCGACCUGUAUGUCUCUGGAGAAGUGCUUGAAGGCGGCGAGAAGGAGCAUUGGGAGAGUUUGUUUGAGGGCACUGUUGAGCCGUUGGCAGAGGCAGAGAAGCGUGAGUGGGCAGCGAAGUUGGAUGGUGUCGUCUGCUCCAGCGACGCUUUCUUCCCAUUCCCUGAUAACGUCCACCGGGCGAGGAAGAGCGGCGUCAAAUAUCUCGCCGCUCCUUCUGGUAGUGUCAUGGACGCGGAGUGCAUAAAAGCGGCUGAUGAGCAUGGCAUCGUGUUUGCCCACACCUCGCUCCGCCUCUUCCAUCAUUAAA
Molecule: messenger RNA, 1803 nt
Organism: Cyclocybe aegerita
Lineage: Eukaryota; Fungi; Basidiomycota; Agaricomycetes; Agaricales; Hemipholiotaceae
Source: the annotation of a GenBank genome assembly